AUGGAUGCUUUGCCCAUUCAGGAAUUGGUGGAAUGGGAACACAAGAGCAAAGUGGACGGAAAAAUGCAUGCUUGUGGCCACGAUGCACAUGUUGCCAUGCUUCUUGAUUUCUCUAAGACAGUCAAUGAAGUCCACCCAAGCUUGAGUGAUCACUCCUUUGCUCAUUCCAAGAACUCUCAGGUCCUGGCUCUUAAAGGAUCUUAUCAUGGUGAUACUUUGGGUGCUAUGGAAGCACAAGCACCAUCAUCUUACACAGGCUUCCUCCAACAACCAUGUUUCCUAGGCCAUGGAAGUGAUUCUAACGAAGCUACUCCUAGUGGUAAAAGUUGA
This is a messenger RNA of Prunus armeniaca (apricot), 330 nucleotides long. The record is from the annotation of a GenBank genome assembly. NCBI's taxonomy places the organism in Eukaryota, Viridiplantae, Streptophyta, Magnoliopsida, Rosales, Rosaceae.